UUUAUUAGAUUAUAUCAGCAAUAACAUAGUUAUGUAAUUUAAGAUGAGAAAGAGAAGUAUGCGAAAAGAUACAAGAGUAAAUAUGAUAAACUAAAUCUUGACCAUUUUUAUCCGUAACGUUUAAAGGUCAAUUAAAAGUCGACGAGAUAAUGAAGUAUGUGCAAGCUGGUAAUAAGAGUGAUACCUAUAUAUAUGGGAAAUGGUUAGUAUAAUCAGGUAUAUCGUGACGAGUACUUCGAUCUUGCGACAAUAUGGCUACUCUACGAUGGGGCAUCGCCAGUGCGGGGAAGAUAUCGCACGAUUUCGUGACAGGGUUGAGCACUUUGUCGGCGAACGAGCACCAGGUGAUCGCUGUCGCGGCGCGACAAUUGUCACGCGCGCAGGAUUUCGCGAAGCUCCACAAGAUCAAGAAGGCCUACGAUGAUUACGAGAAAUUGGCGUUGGAUAAAGACAUCGACAUUGUAUACAUCGGUAUGAUCCAUCCUUACCAUUUUGAUAUCGGGAUGCUGAUGCUGAAGCAUGGCAAACACAUUCUGUGCGAGAAGCCGUUGACAAUGAACUUGAAACAGACUACCGAACUGAUCAAUUAUGCGAGAAGCAAGAAGUUGUUCCUGAUGGAGGCUGUAUGGAGCCGCUGCUUCCCCGUGUACGAUGCUAUCAGGAAGGAACUCGCAUCCGGCAGCAUCGGCGACGUUUAUCAAGUAGUCGUGCCCUUCGGUUUCGGACUUUCCAACGUCGAUCGAGUAACUACUAAGGAAUUGGGCGGCGGCACGAUUCUGGAUCUCGGCAUUUAUUGCUUGCAAUUCGUCAGCUUGGUCUAUAACAACGAGAUGCCAGAGAGUAUAAAAGCCACCGGGAUUUUAAACGAGGAUGGCGUGGAUAUGUCCAUGUCGGCUAUUUUGCUCUACAAAGGGAAUCGCACCGCGACUAUCAUAACGCAGGGAUUCGUCAAUUUAUCAAACGAAGCAUAUAUCUGUGGGACUAAAGGUAUAAUAAGAGUGCCGCAAUUCUGGUGUCCGACAUCGGUCGAAUUACCGAGUGGAACACUGAAUUUUUCGUUGCCGCAAACAAGUGGAGAAUUUAACUUCAUAAAUUCCGCCGGACUUUCCUAUGAAGCUGCUGAAGCUCGCUCGUGUAUUCUAAAAGGUUUGAUAGAAAGCCCGAAAAUUUCGCAUGAUACAUCUUUAUUACUAGCCAGAUUGGAGGACGAACUUCGCAGACAAUUGGGUGUUGUGUAUCCUGCAGAUGCUUGAAAAGUCAUAUACAUGUUUUACAAAUAACAUAUGAUUACACAUAUACAUAUAAUAUAAUAUAAAAACAAUGUUAUAUUAUUAUAUGUACUAUUGACAUAACAUACAGAGUAUAUUUAUGCAUCCAA
This is a messenger RNA of Nylanderia fulva, 1378 nucleotides long. Its product is annotated as trans-1,2-dihydrobenzene-1,2-diol dehydrogenase. The record is from RefSeq and is a predicted model, not a curated record. Lineage: Eukaryota; Metazoa; Arthropoda; Insecta; Hymenoptera; Formicidae. Gene Ontology annotation, molecular function: nucleotide binding.